Molecule: messenger RNA, 507 nt
Organism: Microsporum canis CBS 113480
Lineage: Eukaryota; Fungi; Ascomycota; Eurotiomycetes; Onygenales; Arthrodermataceae
Exons: 1
Coding region: 1-507 (168 amino acids)
Source: RefSeq, a predicted model, not a curated record
AUGAUCAAAGGCCUCUGGAAACCUCAGUAUGAGUCUUACAUGCUGCUAAUACUCUCGCCAGAUAAAGAGCUAACCUACGUCCAUCUUUACCCUGGCGGACAUUACACUGACAUCUCAUAUUCAUCUCCUCCAACACUUCCACACUGUGUUUCCUUCAAAUCCCGCGUUCCACUCGGCAAGCUUCCAGUUCGAACCACAGAAGGCCAAGGGCUGAAAGGUGUGAUUGAUCGGUUACAAGAGUUCAUUAAAAAGGCUUAUCAAGACGAUAUUGCCGACUCCGAAAACAAUGCUGUUGUGUCUUACAAGGACAAAUCGGUCAUAGCUCUUCGUCGAUGUGAGCGUGCACUCCACCAAGGGUUCAGCAUGUUGACGGAAAGCCAAGCUUUUGAAGCUACCACGGAAUUUUGUACAGUAGACCUUGUGCAGAUAUAUAAACCACAAAAGGGGUCUAUCAUUGAUCUGAGGAUGAAAAGCAUUGCGGUCAAGAUGAAGAGCAUUGUGGAGUGA